Molecule: messenger RNA, 1689 nt
Organism: Apiotrichum porosum
Lineage: Eukaryota; Fungi; Basidiomycota; Tremellomycetes; Trichosporonales; Trichosporonaceae
Exons: 3
Coding region: 1-1689 (562 amino acids)
Molecular function (GO): DNA binding
Source: RefSeq, a predicted model, not a curated record
AUGCUCAAGGGCGACGACGGCUACCCGUCCCCCGUUGUCAGCGUCGCGCAGAUGGACAUGUCAUCCGAACUGGCCAACCAGGCCGCAGCCGAGGCCGCCGUCGCUGCAGCCAUCACCGAGGCCGCCAGCGCUGCGGAACGUGCCGAAGCUGCCGCCGAGCAAGAACAAGCACACGAACAGGCCAAAGCUCUGGCACAGGCCCAAGCCCACGUCGAAGCGGCGUCGGCGUCGUUGCGUGACCGCGAGCACACCGAUGCUCAGGCGCCGAACAGCGUCGGUGUGAGCGUUGCGGCCUCGCCGGCGCCCGUGGGCUCGUCUAUCGGUGUCACGGACACGGCCGCAUCGACCACCAUCCACCUCCCUCUCCCUGGGCCAGGCCACGGCCCGCCGCCUCCUCCGACAUACACGCGCUCCCGCGGUGGUGGUUUUACGUUUGGCGCGCCGCACCGCCAAGCGCCCGACUCGCCGCUGUCGAAUGCCCAGCAGCUGCUUGUCCUGCGCGAGUUCUAUUCCCGGAACCCAAACCCGGGCAAGAAGGAUCUCGAGAUCCUUGCUGAGCGGACGGGCCGGCCAUGGAACAAGAUCCGCGAGUAUUUCCGUCAGCGCAGAAACAAGCUGCGCGGCCUCGUCGACCUCGAAGGCAUGGAGGAGCCUGGACGCGCGACUGGAUGGCUGCAAGUGACCUACCGCGCUGGACCGUCCACGGCGACCGUCUCCCAGCUCUCCUUGUACAACGCGUACAAGACGCGCUUCGACCCGUACGCGGCCCAGAGCCCGCUCAUGGGCGGCCAGGAGCUCAUCCAGCUCGCAUGCGCCACGUUCCCCGGCUGCGAGAUGGCGCGCGACGAAGGUGACUAUGUCCUCCGUGGGCUGCGAGACAAGGACGGCGCGGCGGCCGAGGCCGAGUGGGACCGCGGGGUGGAUGCGCUGGUGGAGCCGCUGAGGGGCUCGACAUGGCUCCUGAACCACUUCCAGCACCAGUCCGACCCAGCUGCGCCGCCCUCCGUCUCCCAGACCGAGCUGUACUCUGCGUACGCGGCGCGCUUCUCGUCGCUCCUCCCAGACGCCGAAGAGGAGGAGACCACCGCCGACGAGCUCAAGGAGUUUGAGGCCGACAUGGGCGGCGCAGGCGACGACGCCGAGAUGGACGACAUCAACUCGUUCCUGCCGCCCGCGGCCGACGACGACACCCAGGCGCAAUCUCGCGACGAGGAUUCUGCCGCCGACGGGACCGGUGUGCGGGAACACCGUCUGCUCAACCCCGUCGAGCUCAUCACCCUCGCGCGCAUGACGUUCCCCAAGGCCGAGCCGGCCAUUGACGAGGACGGCCGCUUCGUCAUCCGCGGCCUGGAGCGGCGGGACGGCGUGGAGAAGGGCCGGGCGGGAAGGAGCAUUGACAUGUUCCCGUUCGCGCUCGCGGCGCAGCCCACACCGUCCGACCCCGCACACCCGUUCACGGCGUUGCUCAAGCGCAAGCUGGCGCUGCUGGCGCCCGAGCCCGAGCCCAAACGCCGCGCCGUCGGUGGCAUCGGCGUCAACAUUGGUGUACCACCCGUUGGCGUGGCACAGACGCAGCCCGAGCCCGAGCUCGAGCUCACCGACGAGGAGAGGGAGCUGCUCGAGGGGUUGCAGAGGUUCAAGGGCAGCAGGCUCGGACGCGAGGUGAGGGACGUGUGUGUGCAGCAGUAG